UGUUCACAGAACAUAGAGUUCUGCUGUCUUCCUCUGGCAAAGCUCUUAUGCACCAGAACUCCUAAAGAUAAACAGAGAGAAGACGUUAUUGCAAUGGGAGAUGAUUUCGCCUCCAGAGGAUUGUUCUAUCCAGCACAAAUCUGCUACAUGGUAGCACAAAUAGAGCUGGGAUCACGACCCAAGUUCCAACUGAUUGGCCAUGACAGCACCAUUCGGCCAGGCAGUAAAUCCUCCCUGAAGGUUGUGACUGAAAGGACUGAGGUUUAUGAAUAUGCACUGUCUCUGAUCUCAGGGUUUGGCCAAUCAGACUUCCAGCAGUUCAAGGCCUUUUAUGCUUGGAAGCUCUUCGGGAAUGAACUUGAUGAUCAGGCACUUGAUUAUUGUGAGAGCGUCGCUACUACAAUCCUCCGAUUUCCUCAUCUCAUCAAAAGCAAUGUGCUGAAAUGUGUCACAUAUCUUUCAGACAAUCUGAUCGUGGUAAGAAAAGAGAAAGAACCCGAGUGGCUUAGAAAACUUCAUCAGCUGGUGGAAAGAAGACCAAAGUCUUUUGAUGUCUCUUCUUUUGACUUGGAGCGGGCUAGCUCAAGUGUUUUUGGAUCUCAUGAUGUAGCUCUCCACGAGUUCCACCCUUCACAACACAAUGAGUUUGAUACCCGCUACGCUGUGGUAGAGCUGAUAGUGAACGAAUGUUUCGGCGCUCUCUACACUGGGCUCCGUAAGGCAGAUGGGAAAGAGGUCACCAUUAAAUGUAUGGCCAAACCUCCUGAGGAUGAACUCAUCACCAUUCCUGGACAGAACUACAUGCUGCCUCGAGAGGUGGUUGUAAUGGAGCUAGUGUCCAAGCACGCUCUCUGUGAGAAUGUGGUGGAGCUGCUGGAAUGGUUCGAGACAUCCACUUUCUACAUCUUAGUGGUUGAGCGACCCAACUCUUGCAUAACCCUUCAUAAAUACUGCAAACUUUACAAUAGUCGAUUGCCUGAACCAGUGGCUCAGAAGGUCAUGCAACAGGUGGUUCGAGCUGUUCAUCACUGCUGUGAAUGUGGAGUUCUUCACUGUAACUUCGAGCAGAAUCUUCUAAUCAAUCCGGAGACACUGGAGGUGAAGUUGGUGGACUUUGGCAGUGCUGAGCUGAUGAUGCCAGAGCUCUACACAGACUUUGCAGGAAGCUUAGCUUUUGCUCCUCCUGAGUGGGUCCAAUACAGUAUGUAUUUUGGACUUUGUGCUAUCUUUUGGGGUCUGGGGGUUCUCCUGUUUGAGUUGGUCUGUGGAGAUUCACCUUUUGGCAGUGAAGAGGAGAUUGUUAAGGGGAAUCUGUCAUUUGCUCCUGGUCUGUCUGAUGAGUGCUGCGACUUGAUACAGCAGUGCCUGAAUAAAGACCCUGACUGUCGACUAACUUUCAAGCAAAUCCUGGAGCACAAGUGGUUCGAGGAGGGUCUUGAGGACUCGGCCAUGUUGCUUAUGGAAGGAUCUGAUGAUCAUCCACACAGGACAGGGGAGUCUGAUGACCUGCAGCGGUAUAAGAUACUUCCUGCCAUUUCUAUCUCUUCUGGUGACUCGGAGCGAGCCAACUCAAGUGUCUCUGAGUCUCAGGAUGUAGAUAUUCAGGAGUUCCAUCCUUCACAACACAAUGAGUUUGAUACACGUUACGCUGUGGUAGAGCUGAUAGUCAGUGAAUGUUUCGGUGCUCUUUACACUGGAGUCUGUAAGGCAGACGGGAAGGAGGUCACUAUUAAAUGUAUGAUCAAACCUCCUGAAGAUGAACUCUUCACCAUUCCUGGACAGACCCACAUGCUGCCUCAGGAGGUGGGAGUAAUGAAGCUGGUGUCCCAGCCUCCUCUCUGUGAGAAUGUGGUGGAGCUGCUGGAAUGGUUCGAGGCACCCACGUUCCACAUCUUGGUGGUGGAGCAACCCAAACCCUGCUUGAACCUUCAUAAAUUCUGUAAACUUUACAACAGUCGUUUGCCUGAACCAGUGGCUCAGAAGGUCAUGCAGCAGGUGGUUCGAGCUGUUCGUCACUGCUGUGAACGUGGUGUUCUUCACUGUGACUUCGAGCAGAAUAUUCUGAUCAAUCCGGAGACACUGGAGGUGAAGUUGAUGGACUUUGGCAGUGCUGAGCUGAUGACGCCAGAGCUCUACACAGACUUAGAAGGAAGCCUAGCUUUGGCUCCUCCUCAGUGGGUACAAUAUAGUAUGAAUUUUGGACUUCCUGCAGUAUUCUGGGGUCUGGGGGUUCUUCUGUUUGAGUUGAUCUCUGGAGAGUUGCACUUUUGCAGUGAAGAGGACACUGUUAGACAGAGUCUGUCGUUCGCUCGUGGUCAGUCUGAUGAGCACUGUGACCUGAUACAGCAUUGCCUGAACAAAGACGCUGAAUGUCAACCCACUUUCAAGGAAAUCCUGGAAGACAAGCGGUUCGAGGAGGGAUUUCAGGACUCUGCUGUGAUGCAGACAGAAGGAUCUGAUGAUCAUUCUUGCAGCACAGGGGAGGCUGAUGUUUUACAGUGGGAUGAGAAAUUUCCAGAUAUUUCUAUCUCUCCUGAUGAUUUGGAGUGGGCAGAGUCUCAGGAUGUAGAUCUGCAGGAGUUCCACCCUUCACAACAAAAUGAGUUUGAUACACACUACAUUGUGGAAGAGUUAAUAGCGAACAAGCGGUGUGGUGCUCUCUACACUGGGGUCCGUAAGGCAGAUGGAAAAGAGGUCGCCAUUAAAUGUAUGGCCAGACCUCCCGAGGAUGAACACAUCACCAUCCCAGGACGGACGUGCAUGCUGCCUAGGGAGGUGGUGUUAAUGAAGCUGGUGUCCAAGCCUCCUCUCUGUGAGAAUGUGGUGGAACUGCUGGAAUGGUUCGAAGCACCCACUUUCUACAUCUUGGUGGUGGAGCGACCCAACCCCUGCAUAAACCUCCAUAAAUUCUGUAAACUUUACAAGGGUCGACUGCCUGAAGCAGUGGCUCAGAAGGUCAUGCAGCAGGUGGUUCAAGCUGUUCAUCACUGCUGUGAACGUGGUGUUCUUCACUGUGACUUUGAGGAGAAUAUUCUGAUCAAUCCGGAGACACUGGAGGUGAAGUUGGUGGACUUUGGCAGUGCUGAGCUGAUGAUGCCAGAACGAUACAUUGACUUACCAGGAAGCUUAGCUUUCUCUCCUCCUGAGUGGGUAAAAUACAGAAUUAAUUUUGGACUUCCUGCUAUCUUCUGGGGUCUGGGGGUUCUCCUGUUUGAGUUGGUCUGUGGAGAGUUGCCCUUUGGCAGUGAAGAGGAGAUCAUAAAGCGGCAACUAUCAUUUGUUUCAGGGCUGUCUGAUGAGUGCUGCGACUUGAUACAGCACUGCCUGAACAAAGACCCUGAAUGUCGACCAACUUUUAAAGAAAUCUUGGACCACAAGUGGUUUGAGGAGGGCCUUCAAGACUUGGCCAUGUUGGUGACGGACGGAUCUGAUGAUCAUUCAUGUAGGACAGGGGAGCCCGGAUUCCUGCAGAGGGAUAAAAUGUUUCCAGCUUUUUCCAUUUCUUCUGGUGACUCAGACCGGGCCAGCUCAAGUGUCUCUGAGUCUCAGGAUGUAGAUCUCCAGGAGUUCCACCCUUCACAACACAAUGAUUUUGAUGCACGCUAUGCUGUGGUAAAGGUGAUAGUGAGCGAAUGUUUUGGCGCUCUCUACACUGGAGUCCGUAAGGCAGAUGGGAAAGAGGUCACCAUUAAAUGCAUGCUCAAACCUCCUGAGGAUGAACUCAUCACCAUUCCAGGACAGACAUACUUCCUGCCUCUGGAGGUGGUCUUAAUGGAGUUAGUGUCCAAGCCUCCUCUCUGUGAGAAUGUGGUGGAGCUGCUGGAAUGGUUCGAGACGUCCACUUUUUUCAUCUGGGUGGUGGAGCGACCCAACCCCAGCAUAAACCUGGAUAAAUUUUGUAAACUUUACAACGGUCGACUGCCUGAACCAGUGGCUCAGAGGGUCAUGUGGCAGGUGAUUCGAGCUGUUCAUCACUGCUGUGAACGUGGAGUUUUUCACUGUGAUUUCGAGCAAAAUCUUCUGAUCAAUCCGGAGACACUGGAGGUGAAGUUGGUGGACUUUGGCAGUGCUGAGCUGAUGACGCCAGAGCUCUACACAGACUUAGAAGGAAGCCCAGCUUUCUCUCCUUCUGAGUGGGUGGAACACAGUAUGUAUUUUGGACUCCCUGCUCUCUUCUGGGGUCUGGGGGUUCUCCUGUUUGAGUUGGUCUGUGGAAAAUUGCCCUUUUGCAAUGAAGAGGAGAUUGUUAAGGGGAAUCUGCCAUCUGUUGCUCUUCUGUCUGAUGAGUGCUGCGACUUGAUACAGCAAUGCCUUAACAAGAACCCCAACUGGCGACCAACUUUUAAGCAAAUCCUGAACCACAAGUGGUUCGAGGAGGACGAGCUUCAUGACUCGGCCGUGUUGGGGACGGAAGGAUCUGAUGAUUAUUCAUUCAGGACAGGGGAGUCCAAUGUCCAGCAGUGGGAUGAGAUCUUUCCAGGUAUUUCUUUCUCUUCUGAAGACUCAGAGCCGGCCAGCGCAAGUGUCUCUGAGUCUCAGGAUGUAGAUCUCCAGGAGUUUCACCCUUUACAAGACAAAAAGUUUGUUUCACGCUACGCUGUGGUAGAGCUGCUCGGAGACGGACACUUUGACUCCGUCUACACUAGAGACCGUAAUGCAGAAGGAAAAGAGGUGGACAUUAAAUGUAAGGCCAAAUCUCCCGCGGAUGAACUCAACACCAUCUCCAGAAAUAUGUGUUCUCCAGUAUGAGUUGGUGGAAAUUGCUGAGAGGAUCUGUGAUCUCUGAUGUGAUCCGUUCCUGUUCCCUCUGUUGAGAGCCGUGACCUGCUACAGCAGAGCCUGAACUGUGUAGACUGUGUCUGUCCAUCAUCUGUCAAGGAAAUCCUGGACCGAGUGGUUUAAUGAGGGGCUUCAUGACACAGUCCAGGUUUUGCAGCAGCAGAAUUUAUUGAUUUGUCAUCUUUACAAUCACAAUGUUUUGGUGGCUCCCAGAGGAGAACGGAUUACAAAUUUGAGCCUGGUUCCUCUCAAGGUUUCUUCCUGCUGUAGUCUUUUACAGUAUUUUCCUACCAACAUCACCCGUGGCUUGCUCAUUAGGAUCAAAACCUACAACCUGCUUCUCCUGAAAAUAAAUUCUACACUAAAGGCAAAAUUUUUCUACAGGAUC
Messenger RNA from Clarias gariepinus (North African catfish), 5167 nucleotides. RefSeq lists its product as uncharacterized. NCBI's taxonomy places the organism in Eukaryota, Metazoa, Chordata, Actinopteri, Siluriformes, Clariidae. Gene Ontology annotation, molecular function: protein serine/threonine kinase activity; ATP binding. The record is from RefSeq and is a predicted model, not a curated record. Gene Ontology annotation, cellular component: cytoplasm. Bases 94 to 4749 code for a protein of 1551 amino acids. Gene Ontology annotation, biological process: protein autophosphorylation; regulation of mitotic cell cycle; negative regulation of apoptotic process. The transcript has 34 exons.